Messenger RNA from Elgaria multicarinata webbii, 6601 nucleotides. RefSeq names its product adenylate cyclase 5 (gene ADCY5). The transcript has 21 exons. Gene Ontology annotation, biological process: intracellular signal transduction; adenylate cyclase-activating G protein-coupled receptor signaling pathway; cAMP biosynthetic process. The record is from RefSeq and is a predicted model, not a curated record. Gene Ontology annotation, cellular component: plasma membrane. Gene Ontology annotation, molecular function: adenylate cyclase activity. NCBI's taxonomy places the organism in Eukaryota, Metazoa, Chordata, Lepidosauria, Squamata, Anguidae. The coding region runs from base 405 to 4049 and encodes 1214 amino acids.
UCUUCCCCAGAGGAGCAACCUUCUGUAGGGAGGGGAGCGUCCCUCCUAGCUCUGUGUGGAGUUAUUUAAAUCCUGGAUGCAGAAAGACUCAACUUAUUCCCAGCCUCUGGAGGGAAGGGGGCCUAUAUGGCUGUCCAGCUGGCUUCUAAGAAGGAUUUGAAUUCCUUUAUCACUGGGAACUUUGUUUUAUUUGGAUUCAGCCAGGACUGACGUGUCAAAAGUACUUGAAAUUUUAUAUCUCCACACACCCCUGCUGCGGUCCUUGCCAUAGGGGGAGAGAAGCUGCUUGAAAGAGUUGGUUCUUCCUUGCCAUGAGUGGAAUUUCAUGUGGUUGAUUCUCUCCCUUCCACUCCUUUAUAACUUAUUCUACGAUCCCUCCUUCUUCUAUUCUGCCCUGGCAGGGCAUGUCCCGCUCUAACAGUGUGAGCCCUCCGGGGUUUGGGGCCCCUGCUGCGCCCAGAGGUGGAGGUACAGAACAACAUCGCUCUGCCUGGGGAGAAGCUGAAUCCAGAGCUAAUGGCUAUUCCUACCCUCUCCCUACCAGGGCCUCGGUCAAGAAAUCAUCCCGUAUGGCAAGCAGGUGGAGGAGUGAGGAAGAGUAUGAGCUGCCAAGCAGCAGGAACCAUGGGGUAAGUGGCUGCAGGAUGAUGAGCUUCAGGUCCAAGUCUGCUUGGCAGGAUCAUGGGGGUGACAAGAGCCACACAGGAAACCCCUCCCUUGCCACCAGUCCUAGGCGCUAUGGUGGGGAGCAGGGUGAGGUGCGUCCACGCUCCGUGGAACUGGGGCUAGAGGAGAAGCGGAUCAAGGCCAAGAUCGAUGAGCUGGCAGAGGAGGAGGACCAGCUGGAUGAUGAAGGGGGGUCUGAGAUGGUCUUCUCCAUGGGCAGCUGCUGUGGUAGCCUGCUGCAGAUCUUCAGGUCGAAGAAGUUCCAGUCGGAGAAGCUGGAGCACCUCUACCAGCGCUAUUUCUUCCGUCUCAACCAGAGCAGCCUGACCAUGCUGAUGGCGGUGUUAGUUUUGGUAUGUCUGGUCAUGCUGCUCUUCCACACGGUUCACGGCCACUACCAGGUACCCUAUGUGGUGGUGCUGUCCCUGGCCAUCCUGGGGAUGGUAAUCCUGGGUGCUGUCUGCAAUCGCAAUGAUUUCCACCAGGACCACAUGUGGCUCAUGUGCUACUCUGUCAUUCUGGUGGUAUUGGCUGUGCAAGUGGUCGGCUGUUUGCUGAUGCAGCCCAGGAGUGCCUCGGAGGGCAUCUGGUGGACUGUCUUUUUCAUCUACAGCAUCUACACCCUGCUGCCAGUUAGGAUGAGGGCUGCGGUUAUCAGCGGAGUGGUGCUGUCUGCCAUCCACCUGGCCAUUUCUCUCAAAAUUAAUGCUGAAGACAAGUUUUUAUUGAAACAGCUGGUGUCCAACAUCCUCAUCUUCAUCUGCACAAACAUUGUAGGAGUGUGCACACACUAUCCAGCUGAGGUGUCCCAAAGACAGGCAUUUCAGGAGACCAGGGAAUGCAUUCAAGCUCGUCUACAUUCUCAGAGAGAAAACCAGCAGCAGGAGCGCCUCCUGCUCUCCGUACUUCCCCGUCAUGUUGCCAUGGAGAUGAAAGCUGACAUUAAUGCCAAAAAAGAAGAUAUGAUGUUUCAUAAAAUUUACAUCCAGAAGCAUGACAAUGUCAGCAUUCUCUUUGCAGACAUUGAAGGUUUUACCAGCUUGGCCUCCCAGUGCACCGCUCAGGAGCUGGUGAUGACGCUGAAUGAACUCUUUGCCAGAUUUGAUAAACUUGCAGCUGAGAACCACUGUUUACGUAUAAAGAUCCUAGGGGAUUGCUAUUACUGUGUAUCUGGGUUACCUGAAGCAAGAGCAGACCAUGCACACUGCUGUGUUGAAAUGGGAAUGGAUAUGAUAGAAGCCAUCUCAUUAGUGCGGGAGGUGACGGGCGUCAACGUGAACAUGCGAGUUGGGAUCCACAGCGGGAGAGUUCAUUGUGGUGUCUUGGGCCUCAGGAAAUGGCAGUUUGAUGUGUGGUCAAAUGAUGUCACGUUAGCCAAUCACAUGGAAGCAGGUGGCAAAGCAGGGCGAAUCCACAUAACAAAAGCUACACUGAACUAUCUGAAUGGUGACUAUGAAGUGGAGCUGGGUUUUGGAGGGGAACGUAAUGCUUACCUCAAGGAGCAUAGCAUAGAGACCUUCCUCAUUGUACAAUGCAGCCAAAAAAGGAAAGAUGAGAAAGCAACAAUAGCCAAGAUGAACCGUCAGCGCACUAAUUCCAUUGGCCACAACCCACCACACUGGGGAGUGGAUCGCUCCUUUUACAACCAUCUUGGCAGUAACCAAGUGUCUAAGGAGAUGAAAAGAAUGGGUUUUGAAGAUCCAAAAGACAAGAAUAUCCAGGAAAGCAUGAAUCCGGAAGAUGAGGUGGAUGAGUUUCUAGGACGUGCAAUUGACGCCAGAAGUAUUGACCGGUUACGUUCUGAACAUGUUCGCAAGUUUCUAUUAACAUUCAGGGAGCUUGACUUGGAGAAGAAGUACUCCAAACAGGUGGAUGAUCGAUUUGGUGCAUAUGUGACUUGUGCCUCGCUAGUCUUCCUCUUCAUCUGCUUUGUUCAAAUCACAAUUGUGCCACACUCCGUGUUUAUGCUGGGAUUUUACCUGACCUGUUUUGUGAUCCUGACUACAGUAGUAUUUGUUUCUGUCAUUUACUCCUGCGUAAAGCUUUUUCCAGCUCCACUCCAAACGCUUUCCCGGAAGAUUGUUCAGUCCAGGACCAAUAACACUAUCGUUGGGGUCUUCACCAUUGUACUGGUUUUCCUCUCAGCCUUUGUCAACAUGUUCACAUGCAGUACCUUGGAUCUCCUUGAUUGUGUGGCUGCAGAAUAUAACAUCACCCCACAAAGGGUGAACGUGUGCCAUAUUAGCAACAUUUCCUCCAACUAUAGCCUGGGGACAGUGCAGGGGCUCUGUGCUAGCUCUCAGCCAAGCUGCAACUUUCCAGAGUAUUUUACCUAUAGUGUCUUACUGAGCCUCCUGGCCUGCUCUGUGUUCCUUCAGAUCAGCUGCAUUGGGAAACUCAUUUUGAUGUUGAUUAUUGAAUUUAUAUAUGUCCUCAUUGUGGAAGUGCCGGGGCUUACCCUCUUUGAUAAUGCAGAUCUUCUGGUUACAGCCAAUGCCAUUGUGUUUUCCAAUGGGACUGACAGUUGUCCUCCUAGUGUUUCCAGGGUGGCCUUGAAGAUUGUGACCCCUGUAGUUAUCACAGUUUUUGUCUUGGCGGUAUAUCUUCAUGCUCAGCAGGUGGAAUCCACAGCACGGCUUGAUUUCCUUUGGAAGCUCCAGGCUACUGAAGAAAAGGAAGAAAUGGAGGAGCUGCAGGCCUACAACAGACGGCUCCUCCAUAACAUCUUGCCAAAGGAUGUUGCAGCCCACUUCCUUGCACAGGAGCGGCGGAAUGAUGAGCUGUACUACCAGUCGUGCGAGUGCGUGGCUGUGAUGUUCGCUUCCAUCAGCAACUUCUCCGAAUUCUAUGUAGAAUUAGAAGCCAACAAUGAAGGGGUGGAGUGCUUGAGGCUUCUCAACGAAAUCAUUGCUGACUUCGAUGAGAUAAUAAGUGAGGACCAGUUUCGACAGCUGGAAAAGAUCAAAACUAUAGGCAGCACCUACAUGGCUGCUUCAGGUCUUAAUGAUUCCACCUAUGACAAAGCAGGCAAAACACACAUCAAGGCCCUGGCUGACUUUGCAAUGAGGUUAAUGGAUCAAAUGAAAUACAUCAAUGAGCAUUCGUUCAACAACUUCCAGAUGAAAAUAGGGCUCAAUAUUGGCCCAGUAGUAGCUGGGGUCAUAGGCGCGCGUAAGCCCCAGUAUGAUAUUUGGGGGAACACUGUGAAUGUAGCCAGUCGAAUGGACAGCACAGGAGUACCCGAUAGGAUUCAGGUAACCACAGACAUGUAUCAGGUUUUAACGGUGAACAGCUAUCAACUAGAAUGCCGAGGGGUCGUUAAGGUCAAAGGUAAAGGAGAAAUGACCACCUACUUCCUAAAUGAAGGCCCGCCAGCCAGUUAGCAGUAGUGUGCAAGAAUUGACUCAAGAGUGGCUCAGUUUGAUCCAAACACAAUAAUAAAUGGGAGGAAAAUCCCGUUUAGCAGUGAAUCUAUUAUCAAGGCAUGGCUGAGUAUUUCAUGUGAUGCCUUCCUAGCAGGAUUGUGUGCAAGAAAAAACACUGCGUGGGCUACAUAGCACACAAUUCAGAAGUUCCCUAGCACUGGUGUGGAUUUCUUUUCUAGAUUGAGUGUAAGUGAAUUGACCAAAGAUUUAUGCUUAAUGGAAUUCCAAGACGAAGACACGGAUCUGAGAUCUUCAAUGAGGCUGCUACGCAGGAUUUAAGAUAUUUAAGUAUUUAUUUGAAGUAACACAAAUGUUUUUACUUGGUUUGAAGGAAAGUAUGAUUCAUUGCAACACAAGAAAAAAAAUGAACAGCAUUACUUUGGAAAGGCUGUGCACUCCCAUACUAUUUCUGGUCUGUGCUGUCAGCUCCUUAAAGUGUGCCACUGUUCUUUUAUUAGCUGUUUGAGUGGGCUUUUAAAAUUAAAAAUACCGCCCACUAUUGCUCUACACAAAGGGCCUUUUUUAUGAUGCCAUCUGUAAUGUUUUUAAAUGGAAAAGAUGCCUUGUUACGUACUCUCGCCAUCCGUACCCUUACACAGAUAUGAGGUUCCUUCUUUUUUUACCAGGACUGACGUAUUGAAAGGAGACAGAGAAAUGCUUAUAGUGAGGAAAAGCGACUUUUCAAAUAUAUUUAUUAAAUAGAAAGGCCUUCUCACUCCUGUUCGGUGCAUAUCAACAUGAAACACUUGGACAAAGAAUUUCCUCUGAAAUGUAUGGGAUUGUUGGAUUGGCGGAGAGGGGGAUUUUGUAUUUUGUAAUAUGAGAUACUGAGAUCUAACAAAUAUACCAAAAUUCUAUAUUUUGAAAAUUGUGUGUGUUAAAACAGUCACCCCAAUUGAGCAGCAGUGAUCCACAUGUGGAUCUGCUGUAGUGGGGUGCACCAAACUGCUGUGUGAAGGUGUGGCAAGGGUAACCUCCCUUCCAGCAACUUAACUGAGCACCUGGCAACUAGCACACCAUCUAUCAACUGUCAGGCAGGGCGGGGACAUCUAGACUCAUCCCUGUACCUCCUAAUAGUUGAUUUGCAUCUAGGACAGAAGCCCCCCUCUCUCUCUCUCUCUCUGAUGAUAAAUGCUGUUGUAAAGAGGCACCCAGGCGGAGUCUAAUCACGCCUUUCCCCUCCUGGUUCCUUGAGAGUUGAUUAGGGUUAGAUGUUUCUGCCUUCCGCCAAUGUCUCUCUGAGUCUAGCAGUAGGUGUGAAGCCUUCUGCUGUGCUCAUAGUUCUUAAGAUUGGGGCCAGGGGCUGUGUGCACAAGGACACAUUGGGAGAUGUACAUAAGCUAUAGAAUUGUGUGAUGUUCUUUUCAUUAUUUUCUGAGUUGCAGACUUGGCAGUUUUCAGACAAACACUGUACAGUUCAGGAAACAAGCAAAAACGGCAACAGAAGGGCCUCCAGGUUGUAAAGUGUGUGAAAGCUAUGACUAAGCAGAGAAGGAACUCAAGAGCUAGCCCAGCUAAGUUCAUUCCUGACGUUGGAAGGAGUUGAGUGUCAGAGCUAAGUAUGUGUCCACAAUUCUGAAAUUUGUUCGUCAAGGGCACUCUGACAAAAGCCACUUCCAGUGUGCAUCUGCACUGUAGCAGAAGAGGAAUUAAAAAAAAAAAUCAAAUCAAGAUUUUUAAAAAAGAAUGUGAAUGUUUACAGUUUGUAUAAUAACUGUAUAAGUAAGUUCUACAGAACAUUACCAAAUUUUUGCUCUCUUGAAUUGACGUGGGAGUUAUAUUCCAUUAUUGAUUCACAUAUUAUGAAUUUCAGUUUGAACAUUUAUAGAGAAAUCCUAUGCUCAGAAGUAGCUCCCACUGUGUUUGAUGGGGCGUAUGCCCAGGAAAGUGUUAUAGGAUUGCAGCCUAAGGAGAUUUUUCAAACCAAAUGAUUAAUUGUAUUGAUUGGUUCUCUGCAGAUGUUGAGAUGGCCUAUCCUGCUGGGGGAAAAAAAAUGGGACUUGAUUUUUAAAAACUGGGAGGUUAUUAAUACAUGUUUGGGUGAAAUAAAUACAUUUUGAACUUUUAAAGGAAAAGUCCCCUUCAUAUUUUAUUAAAAUAUAUAUAUAAAAGCAUAAAAACCUAUAUUUUUGUAUUUCAGUCAGGGAAAAUUUUUGAUAUUGAAUUUGGCUAUCUUAAAAAGGACUUCAACAUUUUGACAUUUUUUCCACUCUUCUCAGGGCAGAAUUUCCAUAAUUUUCCUAACCUAACAGUUUCCUAAUGCUGGCAAUUGUGACGUGAGGUUUUAUGUUUCUCUUUGACCAAGAAACGAGAUAAAAUCCAUGGUCUCCGUGAAUUUGUUAUAUUGCUCAAGACAACUGAAGCAUCAAGCAGUUUUGAAACUAGAGCUUCAGUUACAUCCCCCUUCCCUUUCACCCUCCACUUUUCCGUUAGGGCACAUCCUGGAACAGUAUUGUAGCCGGACUUCUAGAAAACUGCCAAGUCAGCCCUUGUACUAUAAUUAUAAUUUU